This is a messenger RNA of Spea bombifrons (plains spadefoot toad), 923 nucleotides long. RefSeq names its product potassium voltage-gated channel subfamily E regulatory subunit 4 (gene KCNE4). Gene Ontology annotation, molecular function: potassium channel regulator activity; transmembrane transporter binding; voltage-gated potassium channel activity involved in ventricular cardiac muscle cell action potential repolarization. The record is from RefSeq and is a predicted model, not a curated record. NCBI's taxonomy places the organism in Eukaryota, Metazoa, Chordata, Amphibia, Anura, Pelobatidae. Gene Ontology annotation, cellular component: membrane. The coding region runs from base 56 to 541 and encodes 161 amino acids. The transcript has a single exon. Gene Ontology annotation, biological process: potassium ion export across plasma membrane; negative regulation of delayed rectifier potassium channel activity; regulation of heart rate by cardiac conduction.
AAUUAUAACCAGAAUACUGAAAUCCACCAACAGGACAGAAGCAACCACUGUUCCAAUGUUGAGGAUGGAAGUAGCUAAUGAGACUAUGGCUAUACAAGCUGACAUCUCAAAUCACGGACAAACCCCUCUAGCAAAGAAUGGGGACAGCCAUGAAUACCUCUACAUCCUGAUCGUGAUGUCUUUCUACGGUAUAUUCCUGUUGGGAAUCAUGCUGGUGUACAUGAGAUCUAAAAGGAGGGAGAAGGAAUCCAACCUAAUGCUGCUCUACAAGGACGAGGAGAAGCAGUGGAUGGAGAACAGGAAGACCACUUUUGUCUUGUCUGUACCUAGGUCUUUACAGAAUACCAAUAUACUCAGUGUCCUCCAGGAAAGUGUAGGUCCUGCUCUCUCCUGCACAGCCUGCAACUUGGAAGGCAGUAGCCUGAGCUCAGAGUCCUCCUCUUCUGAGGUACACUUUACCAUACAGGAGGAAGCAACAGAGAACCUCCUUCAAGAGGGGCCAGAGCAUGAAGGCAAUGAGGACAAGGCACAGAUUUCCUAGCGAUUUUGAACUCAAAUUCAGAAAUCAAGGUGGCUCAGAAAUCCAUAGGAUAUCUGUAAAUGAAAUACUAACCCUGUCUUUUAGGGCCAAGGUGUGCACUAAGCUCCAUCUGCUGAGGUAGAGUACAACUACAUAGUGUACACAACCAUGCAAGGGUGUGUGUAGGUUUAUAUAUGUAUUUCUGUGCGGAAAUGAACAGUCGAAAGGCAUAUGACCUUACAACACUUUUUGGACUUGACCCAAGAAGAUAAGGGACAGAUGACCCUCCAUGUAGGGUCCAAAGCAUGGCACAGUGGCUGUAACUGAAUGUGCAUGUCAUACAACGGAACUGGGAAUUGUUAAUGUGAAUUUGAGAUAGGAAAAAUAAAACAAUGUUUCUUAA